Messenger RNA from Vigna angularis (adzuki bean), 507 nucleotides. RefSeq lists its product as uncharacterized. The transcript is spliced from 3 exons. The record is from RefSeq and is a predicted model, not a curated record. NCBI's taxonomy places the organism in Eukaryota, Viridiplantae, Streptophyta, Magnoliopsida, Fabales, Fabaceae. Bases 58 to 447 code for a protein of 129 amino acids.
GGGAUAAAAUCAAGAAGAAGGAAGAAAAAGGUGGUGAUAAUAAGUUUAGAGGCAUUCAUGAGGGCAAGGUUAAGGAAGAAGACACUGAAGGUGUCCAUGGCUCAACUUCUUCCAAGGACACUGUAUUUGACAACCAAGGUUGUUGGUGUCAGUGCGUUUGCAGAUGUAGGAGCUCAUCCGAGGAUAUAUCUUUGGCCGAGGUCUUUCCUGCAGCUACAGAUUCACGCUACUUCUGUGACCUUGGAUUACCAGCUAUUGGAUUCUCACCUAUGGCAAACACCCCUCUUCUACUCCAUGACCAUAAUGAGGUUUGGAGAGACCAAAUGCUACUUUAGCAUCUGUGGUACAGUCCCUAAAGUUCAGUUUGAAGAUAGUGUGUUGGAAGCUUUAUUAAUGUCGAUUAAUCUUAGUGGUUUGAAAAACCUUUAUCAUUGUAAAUGGCUUUGACAUAGUGCCAGCUUAGAUUAUUAAAUUUGUUUUUUAUGAAUAUAUAUUAAAAUUGUGGGU